Molecule: messenger RNA, 702 nt
Organism: Peromyscus californicus insignis
Lineage: Eukaryota; Metazoa; Chordata; Mammalia; Rodentia; Cricetidae
Gene: Csn2
Product: casein beta
Exons: 6
Coding region: 1-702 (233 amino acids)
Cellular component (GO): extracellular region
Source: RefSeq, a predicted model, not a curated record
AUGAAGGUCUUUAUCCUUGCCUGCCUUGUGGCACUUGCUCUCGCAAAGGAGGAAUCUACCGAACACACCGAUGAGAAGUUUCAAAUGGUGGAGGAGAUGCAACAACUGCAAGCAAAGGAUGUGCUCCAGAAUAAAAUUCCCCCCUUCAUCCAGUCCCAGCCUCAGGCCUUUCCUUAUGAUCAGCCCAUCUCUUGCACUCCCAUUGCACAAAACGCCCAGCCUAUUGCUCAACCCCCUGUGGUGCCUUCUCUCGGGCCUGUCAUUUCUCCUGACCUGGAAAACUUCCUUAAAGCUAAAGCCACCAUCCUUCCCAAAACCAAAGCCAUACCCUACGUCAACGCUGAAACUGUGCUCCGUCUAGCUAGCCAAGUCUUCAGCACUGCUAACCUUGCCAAUCAGCACAUUCCUCAGGCUCAGGCCCAGCUCCUGGCACAAGUCCUGCAGGCUUUCCCUCAGACUCCUGUGGUUUCUGCUCAGGCCCCCCUGUCUGUUCCUCAUUCCAAAGUUCUGUACUUUCUCCAGCAAGUAGCACCUUUUCUUCAAAGUGAUAUGGCUGUCCAAGCCCUUCUGCAGUACCUAGACCUUCUGCUUAACUCCACCCUCCUGCUCCCUUCCAAUCAAUCACUUCACCAAGUCACUAUGCCACCAGGCAAACACAAGAAAAUGCUGUCACGUAAGUCAGAAGAUUAUCGUUUUCGUUAA